Messenger RNA from Prorocentrum cordatum, 387 nucleotides. NCBI's taxonomy places the organism in Eukaryota, Dinophyceae, Prorocentrales, Prorocentraceae. The record is from the annotation of a GenBank genome assembly.
AUGGGGGUGAAGUUGGACGGCCUGAAGGUGUGGAACGAUUCGGGGAAGGAGCGCGGCGGCGCCGGGUGGAUCGCCGUCAGUCCAGUGGUGAAGGCUGGGCAGAGCCACCACGAAGAGAAAUGGUUCAACAUCGACACCUGGAAAAGCUGGAGGUUGGCCUUCGUACUUGCGCGGUUGCAGCGCAAAGUGUGGGAGGUGAAUUUGACGUUCAAGCCCGCGGAUUGGAACGAAGACAAGUUGGUGGAGAUAGAUGGCGAGAAGGUGACACCAGAAGCGCUCAGAAGGAUGGCGCACCAGGUCGCCCAGUCCCUGAGGCCGGGCGGCCUCUCCUGGGACCUGGGCGCCCUGUCCGGCUACGGGGUAGCUGGGAGCCUCGAAGCGCCGUGA